Drosophila biarmipes is the source of this 1836-nucleotide messenger RNA. RefSeq names its product meiosis-specific nuclear structural protein 1. Lineage: Eukaryota; Metazoa; Arthropoda; Insecta; Diptera; Drosophilidae. Bases 187 to 1650 code for a protein of 487 amino acids. The transcript has a single exon. The record is from RefSeq and is a predicted model, not a curated record.
UGUGAACUUCAAACUGUCUUAGUUCGUUAGCCAAAUUAUAUUAGGUUAGUAGCACACAGAAAAGCCUUUAAUCGAAGUUAUAAUCAAGAGAAACCAAUAAAACCCUUUAAAUUGUCCAUUAUUUAUUAAUUUUUUGUGUGAGUAGUGAUUUUAUUUCUCUGGAGGAGGUCACUUCCCCGAAUAACCAUGCAUGGCCACACCUUGGAGUCGGAACGCCCAGUCCCCGGCCUCUGGGACAAUCCUGGAGUGGCGAUCUUCGCCACCUCCGCCCAGGAGCCCAUUCCCAACAUGCUGACCCACUUGAAGCCAAUGCCGGUUGGCGACGAAUGUGUCUCUGAUAAGGAUGCCUGCCGCCUGCUUUCCCAGACCUCGGUGGCGGAGAACACGCUGUACCGACAGGUCAAGCACCAGGUGGAAGAAGUGGCCGCCCAGCGCAACACUUACAUGCAUCCGCGCCAGGGUCAGGAGCAAAAGGACGCAGAUAUCACCCUCGGAUUGGCGGCGGAAUUGGCCCGCCAGCAGGUGGAGGCCAGCAGAUGCCGCCAGCUGCACAGGAAUGUGGAGAACCUGAGGGAUCUUGAGAUGGAGGUGGCGCGGGCACACACUGCGCUAUCCGUUAAAAACAAGAUCAUCAAUAAUAUCAAGCAGACGGUGGAGGACAAGCAGCGGGAGCGAACUGAGGCUCUGGCGAAGCAGCGGGCCAUCGAGCAGGAGGAACAGGAGGAGAAGAGGCAAAGGGCUCAGAAGGCCGCGGCUUUUCGCAAAGACCUCAUGAACCAGAUCACUGAGGCUCGCAAUAAGAGGCUGAAGGAUCAGCGAGAGGCCAUCGAGGAGGGACGCAAGGAGCUCAAGGAGUGCAAGGACAAGGUGGAGCAGGACAACCUCCGUGAUGCCAUGCACAAGGUGGAGCAGCGCAGGGUGCUGCUGGAAUCCCUGGACCAAUCGGCAGCCAUGCUGAAGCAAACCCGCGAGGCCUACGCUCUGGCCCAGAAGAACAAGCCGGAGAGAGGAGUCCUCGACGCCCUGGGACCCGUGACGGCGGCCUAUGUGGCCAAGGCCCAGAAGAGGCACCGGGAGGAGAUCGAGGCCAGGGACAUAAACGCCGCUCGGCUGGGCUUCCAGCUUAGUCAGAUCAAGCACGAUCUGGAGUCCCGCGACCAGCUGAUCACCAGCCUCCUCAUCCGCGAGUUCAAGGCCAAGGAGAAUGCGAAGGCCCUGGAGCAGGCCCGAAACAAGAGGGUCAAGAAGCAAGAGAUCCGCGAGCAGCUGCUCAGCCAGCGGGAGGAGCAGAAGUUCUUCCGCGAGAAGGCCGUGCAGGAUGCCCUGAUCAAGGCCAAGGAUCCCAUGUGCUUCGGCGAGCGGCAGUAUCGGAUGCAGGUGGCCCAGAAGGAGAACACACGACGACUGGAUGUCCAGUGCUAUCAGGACAUGGCCCUAAUGGUUGAGGAGGCCAAGAAGCGACGGCUGGCCGACGCCCAGGAGGUGGAGGACAUCCUCCAGGAGCUGCGCAACGUGCAGGAGCGCCAGGAUGCCUUUGUCGCAGCGGAACGGAUGAAGUUGCUCGCCCAGCAGCCAAACGAAGUUCUCUCCGCGCUCAAAAAAUCCAUUCUAACAGAAGAGGAGAUCAAUACCUUUAGCCUUAAGAAGUGAUUAAGAAGUGAUUGAACCAAAAAGGAGACUAAUACGAAGAAGUUAUUUAGGAGCGAUGAAACAGUGUCCAAGAAGUGAUUACACCUUUUAAACGUUUGUUAUAUUUUUUGGGUCUUUUAUUAUUGUAAUCCAAAUUAUGUAGGAUGUUAAAAGAUGCAAAAAAAGUACUUUCUUUUUUAAAUUAUA